Molecule: messenger RNA, 1332 nt
Organism: Gekko japonicus
Lineage: Eukaryota; Metazoa; Chordata; Lepidosauria; Squamata; Gekkonidae
Product: apoptosis regulator Bcl-2-like
Exons: 3
Coding region: 556-1332 (258 amino acids)
Biological process (GO): intrinsic apoptotic signaling pathway in response to DNA damage; negative regulation of intrinsic apoptotic signaling pathway; extrinsic apoptotic signaling pathway in absence of ligand
Cellular component (GO): mitochondrial outer membrane
Molecular function (GO): protein homodimerization activity; protein heterodimerization activity
Source: RefSeq, a predicted model, not a curated record
UUCCUUUGCCUCCAAAGCCAGAUUCUGAGUUUUGACAGGGUCUUUGCAAAUGUCAUUCAAUCAGGAGACUAGGAAAUAUUUUUGGGUUUGUGGAGCGCUUAUUUUUUUUAAAAAAAUGGCAAGAAGAGAUGAGGAUUGCCGAAGACACCAGCGUUUAAUUUUUUUAGAGAAACUGAUGCUUUGGAGUUUUUUCCCCCCCUUGAAGUGAACUUAACUGAAAAGCAAAUUUCCAAUUCAAAUGUAUUUCAACACAGACACGGGAAGGUUUCUGGAAACGAGGCUUAUAAUAUUAUACGCGCAUCUUGGAAUACAAUAUUUGCUGCAUUUUACAUCCUAUUUCCAUCGUCUGUCACAUACGGGAGGAGGAAGCACCGAGAAGACGGAAAUACCUUUGAGACCCCAAGGACCUCAACCAAUGGAACGGCAUGGAAUAAAGCAACUGGAUUAUAUAUAAAUACUGGCAUUCGUUACUACUGGCUGCUCUAUUUGUGGUGGUGGUGGAGGGGGGGGGACAUUGGAUUUGCUUCUGUUCUUCUUCUCCUUCACCCGUUAUAAAUGAUGGCUCAUCCUGGAAUAAGAGAAUACAACAGCAGGGAGAUCGUGCUCAGAUAUCUCCAUUACAAGCUUUCCCAGAGAGGCUAUGACUGGAUUGCCAGUGGAGACAGAGCAAACCUUCUUUCUCCUGCUGCUGCUGGGACCUUCCGUGCCCUUGCUCCGCUGGCCUCUUUCCCGUCUGAGUCCCCUGGCUCAGCUGCUGCUAGCCACACGGGUCUGGUUGAGGAGCUACACCCGGUGCCACAGGUUGUCCACUUGACGUUACGCCAAGCUGGCGAUGAGUUUUCGCGGCGUUAUCAGCGGGACUUCGCCCAGGUGUCUGGCCAGCUGCACUUGACCCCAGUCACGGCCAGGAGUCGCUUUGUAGGAGUCGUGGAAGAGCUCUUCCGAGACGAGGUCAACUGGGGGAGGAUUGUGGCCUUCUUCGAAUUUGGGGGCAUGAUGUGCGUGGAGAGCGUCAGUCGGGAGAUGUCUCCUCUGGUGGACAGUAUCGCCGUGUGGAUGACGGAGUACCUGAACGGACACCUGCGGCAUUGGAUCCAGGACAACGGAGGUUGGUCCCAAGCCACAGAGCUCCUGCUGCAGGACAUCCUGAAAGGCAUCGGGAAGGCCAUCCAGGGAAGCUUGGGUGUCUCUGCGCAGCUCUACAGUUUUGGUCUUCAGCUCCUGCCGGACGUGCUCUACGUCCAAUUGCUGUCGGGCAAUCGUGGUCAUCGUGGAACUCUCCAGAGCCCUGGUGCCGGUCCUCAUCUGCCUGCCACCACCAGACUCCGGUAG